Molecule: messenger RNA, 3825 nt
Organism: Phytophthora infestans T30-4
Lineage: Eukaryota; Oomycota; Peronosporomycetes; Peronosporales; Peronosporaceae
Exons: 4
Coding region: 1-3825 (1274 amino acids)
Source: RefSeq, a predicted model, not a curated record
AUGCGUGCUCUCGCACAGCUGAGCGCGCUGGCAGCCGUAUUUGCUACUACGGCGCUGGCCCAGCAAGAAAACGUCUUGACCAGCACAAACUCGGCAUCGCUGCGGACGACCGACACACUCUUGGCUCUAUCGGACGGCGCCGAAUGUGCCGUUCCGGAAUCGUUCGCACUGACCAUCACGAUGGGGAAGUGCUUUAGUCCGACGGAGAUUGCAGAGGUGCGCAACAGCAUCAACUGGCCCGUUUCCAACGCCAAAUUCAAGUCCAAGACACUCAAGACCGUGUCGUGCUCAACCACCAAUGAAAGUCCGUACGCGACACCCAGUCCGCUGCUGAGACCUCCUCAAAUUGAGAUUGUUAUGGGGAAAAAGAAAGCUACUGUUCGAGGAGCAGUGAUCAUCCGCGUUUGCCCGUCUCUGGACUGCGGUGUCUUACCGACCGACAUUGUGGUGGCCUCAGCAGCUAAAGCUCACUCGGCCAUUUCGCAGUCCGUGCGAGAUUUGGUGGAUUGCCCCACACCAACGAGCUCAACCUCCUGUCGUGAGCAUGGCAAGUGCCAGUGCAAGUGUCCAAGUGGAAUGUCAUUUGUGUAUGGUUCUUGCAUUUGUGAAGGUGGCAAGGAGGAAGUUUCUCCAGGUGUGUGUGCAUGUCCGGGUGAUCAAUCCUUUAUCGACGGCACUUGCCAAUGCCCUGGCGAUCAAUAUCUCGUUGACGGUAAAUGCCAAUGCCCCGGUGACCAAUCUAUCGUUGACAAAAAAUGCCAGUGCCCCGGUGAUCAGUCCCUCGUAGGCGACAAGUGCCGGUGUCCUGGCGAUCAAGUGUUCGUUGACAGCAAGUGCCGGUGUGCCGGUGACCAGUUGUUUGUCGACGGCAAAUGCCGAUGCCCCGGUGAUCAAUCCUUCGUCGAUGACAAGUGCCAAUGUCCCGGUGACCAAUCGCUCGUUGACAACAAGUGUCAAUGCCCCGGCGAUCAGCAUUUCGUUAACAAUAAGUGCCAGUGUGCCGGAGAUCAAUCGCUCGUUGACAACAAGUGCCAGUGUCCCGGCGAUCAAUCACUCGUUGACAAUAAGUGCCAGUGUGCCGGAGACCAGUUGUUUGUUGACGGUAAAUGCCAAUGCAGCGGGGAUCAAUCCUUUGCUGAUGGCAAGUGCCGCUGUGCCGGCAAUCAGUUGUUCAUUGACAACAAAUGCCAAUGUGCCGGCGACCAAUCCUUUAUUGAUGGCAAGUGCCAGUGUCCCGGUACUCAGUCUCUGGUCAACAACAAGUGCCAAUGUCCUGGUGACCAAUCCUUCGUCGAUGGCAAUUGCCAAUGUCCUGGCGAUCAAUCUCUUGUGGACAACAAGUGCCAAUGUCCCGGCGACCAGUCCCUCGCGGACAACAAGUGCCAAUGUGCUGGCGAUCAAUUUCUCGUUGACAACAAGUGCCAAUGCCCCGGCGACCAAUCACUCGUUGACAACAAGUGCCAAUGCCCCGGUGACCAAUCUCUAGUUGACGAUAAAUGCCAAUGUCCCGGUGACCAAUCUCUCGUUGGCAACAAGUGCCAAUGCCCUGGCGACCAAUCCUUCGUUGACGGCAAAUGUCAGUGCCCCGGUGACCAAUCCCUCGUAGGCGACAAAUGCCAGUGCCCUGGCGAUCAAGUGUUCGUUGACGGCAAGUGCCGGUGUGCCGGUGACCAGUUGUUUGUUGACGGCAAAUGCCGAUGUCCCGGUGAUCAAUCCUUCGUCGAUGACAAGUGCCAAUGUCCCGGUGACCAAUCGCUCGUUGACAACAAGUGCCAAUGUCCCGGCGACCAGUCCCUCGCGGACAACAAGUGCCAAUGUGCUGGCGAUCAAUCGCUCGUUGACAACAAGUGCCAGUGUCCCGGUGACCAUUCUUUCGUUGACGGCAAAUGCCAGUGCCCUGGCGAUCAAUCUCUCGUUGACGGUAAAUGCCAGUGUGCCGAUGGGCUGUCGUUCAUUGAAGGGAAAUGCCAAUGCACCGGCGAUCGAUCUCUAGUUGACGGGAAAUGUCAAUGUGCCGGUAACCAAUUGUUCGUCGACGGGAAGUGUGAGUGCCCAACCGGAAUGUCGAUGGUUCGGGGCGAGUGCUCGUGUCCAUACGGUGAGCAUGACGAGUACGGUGUAUGCGUACCUUCGUGCUACUGGAAGGCAAACAACGUUGGUUUGAGUCGUAUGUGGACGGAUCCAGAGAAAGCUUCUCUCAAGCUCAAGGACGACUGUAAGGUGGAUGCACCCGUGCCCAAGGAUAGUUACGUGAACGAUGGACGUAAAAACCAGAACGACGCGGCUAAGAUCGACCCAGUAAUUGCCAUCACCGCCACCAGAGAGGGGGACGCAACCGGUGUGACCCACAAUUCGCCUUGGAUUGAUUACGCCCUCACGCCACAGAAUCUCGAGAACGAGGUUACUUUCAGCUCGUUUGGCGUCUUCGACUUAGCACUAACCGCGACGGACUACCACUACGAGGCCACGUGCAGGGGCUGUAUUGCUGUCGUUGAUAAAUUUCCCCCAACUGCCAAGGACCAGUGCAAGACCAGCAGCGACCCAGGAACGAAGGUGCUGUAUUCAACCUCCACCCUUGACGAUGCCAUCGCAGAAGAGGCCAAGUUCAAGGCCUUCUACAGUCCUGACAAUGUUGUCAAUAACGGUGCGUACGACCCAGUCACUGGCGCCAAUGAGCGCACUGAGGCCGCUAAUACGGAGAAGAAGACGGCCACUUCGGACUCGUGUUCGUUCGGCCAUUGCCUCCAGAUGUCGAGUGGCACUCUCGUCACUUCGACUGCAGACAUCACGACGGAAGCCAACGCCAAGACGACCAAGAUUGUUGCAGGACUACCCACACCAAUCACCCCUGGCGUUAAGGACAUCCAUCGUAGCAUCACAUGCUCGUCCUUUAACGCUGGCUGCUCGUACACGUCGAAGCUGGGUGAGCUGUUCAAGCAUUCGUCACACUGGGGCGUGUCGGUGCCUGACUCGUACAAUGUCGACGACUUUGUUUACUGGCGUUACUCGGUCGGCACGGAGUCCUGGAACUCAUGGGAUGACCUGGCUACAUUGACCUUCACUGAGGCUCAGACGGACGUGUUUGUGGAGGCUUGGACGCAUUGCGGCCAGGUGUUCCACGAUACGUUCUCGGUGUUCCUGCACCCUCACAGCUCACGUCCGAAGUGUGUGGGAUUCAACGCCAUGUGGACAGAGCUCACUGCAUACCCACGCACGGUGGACUCGCACAUCGAAUCUGGUCUGCCACACGACGCCAACACAGUGAAGGGCAAGCUCACAGACGUCAAGUGUUAUGUGAAGCUGGCGGCGUCGGGCUCACUGGCCGGAGUUACGCACGGCGAAGUGCCCUUGACGCUCGCUCCAGACCAGAACGGCCGCAUCCAAGUGUCCAAGCAACUCGCGCUAGAACUCGUGCACGACCCCGAGACAGUCGAGAAUACGGACGUUCAGGUGGAGUGCGCCUUCACGUUCACGCACUACGACGCGUCUACCACGGAGACAGAUACGUGCUCCCACUCGUUCACGAUCACGGACUGUGACCACGCGGAGAUCGAGACCUACGGGACUGAAGCGGUGUGCAAGGCUGGCGAGUGUUUGUCGCCGUCCGGGACUCCGGGCCCGUUCGAAGCGUGUGGCGGUAGUGUGUUUGCCACCGAGAACUAUGUGACCAAGCAGAAGACGCUGUCGGGUGAAUGUUGCAAGGAGUGCAGCUCCACGUUGGCGUGUACAGCACUGACCGAGUCGAACCCUGAGGAUGGCGUAGAGCGCUGUGAGCCAGCUACAACGGGGAAGAGUACGAUGCCUUACUACCCACUACCCGAGUGA